Strongylocentrotus purpuratus (purple sea urchin) is the source of this 532-nucleotide messenger RNA. Its product is annotated as atrial natriuretic peptide-converting enzyme-like. Lineage: Eukaryota; Metazoa; Echinodermata; Echinoidea; Camarodonta; Strongylocentrotidae. Gene Ontology annotation, molecular function: protein binding. The transcript is spliced from 4 exons. The coding region runs from base 77 to 532 and encodes 151 amino acids. The record is from RefSeq and is a predicted model, not a curated record.
GUCACUUAUCCUACCGGGAGGAUCUACGGUGGUCAGCUUCUGUAGUGACGUCAUUGAGCAGCACCGGGGCUUUGUCAUGGAGUUUACGUCAUACGAUAUAGAUACCAAUGAAACACCAAUGGUUGACACAACGGGAGAGGAUUUCUACUGUCACUCUGGUCAUCAAUACAUCCGGGUCAGUGCAAGAUGUGAUGGGAUUGUUGACUGCCCUGACUUCUCAGAUGAAAUUGGAUGUGACGAAUGCAGUCCCGGCGCAUACCAAUGCAACGGAAGUGAUAUUUGCCUCCUUCCCAGAUUGCAAUGCGAUGGAAGGAUUGAUUGCCCACACAAAGACGAUGAGAUGUUUUGUGAGAUACUGCGUUGCCCGGCUAAUUGUUCUUGCGGCGAGUCUCAGCAGUACGUCGGGAUCGACCCUCCACUUACUGAACCUCGCUGCGGCGAUCCCGACUGGUUGCCUUUUUGGGUGAAAUGCACGGACGGCUGGAAUGAAGACUACGCGAAUGCAACAGCGCCAAAGGCUAUAAUUAUGUAA